GCAAGAGAGAGGGGGAUGGAAUAGAGCGAGCCAGAGAGAGGAAUCCCCCUGUUCAAACAAAAGCAGUUGUCAGGGCGUGUGUCUGCCUGCAUGCGCUCAUAGUCCAGACCUAUCCGAGGCUGUGAUGCUGCAAGCACAGACGGACUAUUUUCUUGCCUAUUUGAGAAAGGAGUGUCAGUUCUUUUUGUAUGGCUGCAUCUUCACAUGUGGCAUCACUCCCCUUUGGAGGAGUUCAUCCCAAUCAACGUGACUGAGACGCGCCUGCAGUUUUCCAGGAAAUACAUGUUCAUUUGUGCAAUCUAGGGGGACAACUUGGCCACAAAUUGACAGGAUGCCAUCAGUGGAAUCAUCUGUCGGGAUUUGGUGAGCCGGUUGCGAUAUGACGGGUCAGGCCCUGAGGGAACCUGGUGGCAGGGCUCCCGCAGGGGACAGUGCCGCUAUCCGCAUCAACGUGGGUGGCUUCAAGAAGCGUCUCCACACAGACACGCUGUCUCGGUUUCCGGAGACACGGCUGGCGCGUCUUCUCCAAUGCCGCUCCAAGGAGUCCAUAUUGGAGCUGUGCGACGACUAUGAUGACGCAGAAAAAGAGUUUUACUUUGACAGGAACCCCACACUUUUCCCCUACGUGUUGAAUUUCUACAACACGGGCCGGCUGCAUGUCAUGGCCGAGCUGUGCAUCUUCUCUUUCAGCCAGGAGAUCGAGUACUGGGGCAUUAACGAGUUCUUUCUCGACUCCUGCUGCAGUGGCUCCUACCACUGCCGGAAAAUGAAUCAAGACCGGGAAGAGUGGGAGGACAGGAGUGACGAAGGAAGCACCACUUCCUCGUUUGACGAGCUGUUGGAGUUCUACAAUGACGCCACUAAAUUUGACAAGCAGCCGCUGGGGAGCAUCCGCAGGCGCAUUUGGUUGAUAUUGGACAACCCAGGCUACUCUGUGGCCAGCCGCGUGAUCAGCAUCUUCUCCAUCCUGGUGGUGCUUGGCUCCAUCGCCACUAUGUGCAUGAACAGCAUGAGUGAGUUCAGCCUCUUAGACGCCGAGGGGCAGCCCAAGGAAGACCUGCGCUUUGAGAUCGUGGAACACUUAGGCAUCGCCUGGUUCACACUGGAACUGCUGGCCAGGUUCGCAGUGGCCCCGGACCUUGUGCACUUCUUCGAGCUCCCGUUGAACGUGAUCGACUUGGUGUCCAUACUUCCCUUUUACUUGACGCUCGUCAUCAACCUGGUGGUGGAGAGCAGCCCGGCGCUGGCCAACCUAGGCCGCGUUGCUCAAGUGCUGAGGCUCAUGAGGAUUUUCCGCAUUCUGAAGCUGGCGCGCCACUCGACCGGGCUGCGCUCCCUGGGGGCCACCUUGAGAAACAGCUACAAGGAGGUUGGCUUGCUGCUUCUCUAUCUCGCGGUCGGAGUGUCUUUCUUCUCUGUCAUGGCGUACACGGUCGAGAAAGAAGACAGCGAGGACCUGUCCACCAUCCCAGCGUGCUGGUGGUGGGCCACGGUGAGCAUGACCACCGUGGGCUACGGAGACGUGGUACCCUUGUCCAUUGCGGGCAAGCUGACAGCCUCGGCCUGCAUUCUGGCGGGAAUCUUAGUCGUAGUGCUUCCGAUCACACUCAUUUUUAAUAAAUUCUCCCUGUUUUACAAGAGACAAAAACAACUGGAGAUCGCAAUGCGAAGCUGUGACUUUGACGAAGGUAUCAAAGAGGUCCCCUCGGUCAAUUUGAGGAACUAUUAUGCGCACAAAGUCAAGUCUCUUAUGGCCAGCUUGUCAAACAUGAGCCGGAGUUCACCCAGUGAGCACAGUCUGAAUGAGUCAAUACACUGAGGGUGGUCCUUUGGGCACUGGCCCACGUACCGAAGCAUCUGGCGUUAAAGCCCUAUCAACUUCCAUCAUGUGGGACACAGGGUUGUGGGAAAUUAGAAACACUUUCCAUGGCAAGUUGGAUGUGUUUUGCAAUUGUAGAGUGAUGAACUGGAAAUUUGGGGUACUGACCAUGAAUUUCAUGCAGUUAUAACAAAGAACGUUUUGUUUUAGAUGUUUUCUUUAUUUGAUGCUUUAUAGAAAAUUGUUUUGUUACUGCAGCUCAUAUGUUAAAAAAAACAAAAGUAACAUUAUAUAAUAUGAAGGCAGCACAUUGAUCUAGGGGGCCGGCCCAGAGUUCUGAGAUUUUAAAUCUGAAUCUCAGAUUCGGUCUUUCUGUGUGGAAUUUGCAUGUUUUUCGUGUGUACUCUGGCCUCCGUAUAUGCAGGGCAGAGUAAAUUAAAUAGAAAAUCUAAAUUGUCUAUAGGUGAGAAUGAGUUUUAAUCGUUAUUUCUGUGCCUUGUGAGUGUCUGCUGAUCAUCUAGCCCAAAGCCAGCUGUGAUAAGCUCAUGAACACCAGUAACCUUAGGAGAAAAAGUGGGAUGUAAAUGAAUGCAUUUCAAACAAUCAUCUUGAAUACUUUGUUUUAGAUAUUUUAUAUGUAUUUAUUUUUUUACAUAUUAUCAAUUCUUUGUAGGAAAUGUCUUUGUUGCAGCAGCCACACAGUAGUAUGCAUAAAAGUGGUGUCAAAAUGCAAAGUAAAAUAUGCUUAUAUACAAUUCUGUAAAAUCUGUAACUGUCAAAAAUCAGACCAGGCAAUGAUGUACUCACAUUCUGAAAACAAGUCAAGGCUAUUUUAUCUCUGGAAAAAAAAAAAACUGAAACGGAUUAUCACGUUUUUAAAUUUAUUUCAAUUCAGGGAUAGAUUUGCACCCGUUUAAGUCAGGUGGUUUUAAAUAGGUUUCAAAGACAUCAUUUGUGUGGAUAAGUACAAAAAAAAAAAUACAUUCAUGCUAACAGAUACCCUAAUUUUCAGUUUAUUCAAGUGAUUUGUUCUCAAUGCCCAUGUCUUUCCAUGGAAAGUAUUCAACUUGGAGUUUUGCAACCUUUCCUACUCUUCUCUGUAGCUGCGUGCAAUAAUCUUCGUGUCAGUUCUCAGUGGAAAUAACAGAAAAUUUAGUGGCGUCUGAGUAUAUCAUCUCACCGUGGAGAAACAGUGUUUGACAAAAACAUUCAAUGAAAAAGACUGAGAAUGCCGUGGUCGUUUUUGGUCAGUAUAUGUAGUCCAGCCUUCACCUACUUGUUGUUAAAUCUGAAGUGCACUGUAAAAGGUGUGAUUUUAGGAAGAGUCAAACUUGACAUUGUGGUUUUGCAACAUGGUUACUUCAGAUGUCUGUCAUGCAAAGUGAAUUAAACAAAAGAACUAUGUUAA
Syngnathus acus (greater pipefish) is the source of this 3227-nucleotide messenger RNA. Its product is annotated as potassium voltage-gated channel subfamily S member 2-like. The transcript has 2 exons. Gene Ontology annotation, biological process: protein homooligomerization; potassium ion transmembrane transport; regulation of delayed rectifier potassium channel activity. Lineage: Eukaryota; Metazoa; Chordata; Actinopteri; Syngnathiformes; Syngnathidae. Gene Ontology annotation, molecular function: protein binding; voltage-gated potassium channel activity. Gene Ontology annotation, cellular component: voltage-gated potassium channel complex; membrane. Bases 380 to 1819 code for a protein of 479 amino acids. The record is from RefSeq and is a predicted model, not a curated record.